ACACAAAUGUUAUAUACUUUGCUUAUCGUUUGUUAAUUAAUCUUGUUGUGUUCUUGUGUACAUACAUACUGUUUUGUUGUAUAUGCAACAAAAAGUUAAUUGCAUAAAUAUAUGUAUAAGCUGUAAAAGGGCGUGAUUGUGUGAAUCUUGUUGAUAUUUACUAUGUUUGAAAUGAUGACUUUUUGGAAUAUUAUGAGAUUGGUUCAAGGAGGAACAAGGAGCGACAUAAACAAUAUUACUUACAGUUUUAAAUAUCACAAAAAGCCAAUCCUAGCAUCAUUCGCCGAAGUAAUAUGUGUUGAUAUAUAACAAACUGACAUAUUAAUUAGUGAGAUACGCAGAUUAUGGAUCGAAUAAUUAGAUUAUGCAGCAUCCUGAUCUUGAUGAAUCUGGUGGUGAUGAGCAUGGGUGGUGGGAUUGAUUAUGCGCCUCCAAUACACAAAUUAGAGAGCAAGAAUUUAUGCGACCAGUGUUCAACAUGUGAUCAUAAGACCAAAACAUGUCCAGCAAGUGAAACCUACCCUCACAUGACUGCCUUUGAUGACACCCUUAUUGCUGGAGCACUGCAGUCUGACUAUGUUAAUGCAAGUGAUAGAGGUGUUUACUCGGUACCCAGUAUUGUGGGUGGCCAGUCUUUGGAGUACAACGCCUAUUUCGGAUGGGAAUCCACCUCCGGAUCUGCUUCGGGUUAUCAUAGGUUCAGUAACUAUAUGGAUAAAUGUUCAGGGGGACAAAACUUCUUGACAGUUGAUAAGCAUGGUGAAGUGAAGCUCCGGUCUUUGACUUCUUUGGAAAGCUUGGCUUUUGCAGAUUGGAAAUCGAUUAAUCCACCCAAGCAUUUGAACCACAGGCAGUUUAGAUUUUGGGUAUCUCGUGCUACUGGAAAAUGUCUCACGGUGUUUGGAGGGAAUACAAAGAAACGAGCGUUGGGAGUAGCUGAUUGCAAGUUUGAUGGAGGAAAUACGGGUCAACUAUUUGCCUUUCGCUUCCAUUAUCACUAUUCGUUUUGUUGUUGUGGUCGCUACAAUAGUUAAUCACGACAUAUACUAUUCUCGUUGAAAUAAUUAAAAGUGUGUGAAUGGUAUAAUUGUAACAUUAAUUCUUGAAAAAGUCUCCUCUUGAGAAACAAGUCAAGAAACAUAAUUUUAUAUGAAUCGUCUUGAAUUCCAUCAAGUAGUAUGAAUAAAUUUUGAAAA
Molecule: messenger RNA, 1196 nt
Organism: Lactuca sativa (garden lettuce)
Lineage: Eukaryota; Viridiplantae; Streptophyta; Magnoliopsida; Asterales; Asteraceae
Source: RefSeq, a predicted model, not a curated record